AACCCGUUCAUCGUUUGCUAAAAUGCUCACUGAAUGGAGAAUAAUGCCAAAACGAUGUAUGUACUUAGAGAAGAGCAGUUUGGUUACCACCUGUGGUACACCUAGAGUGAUUCGAUAAACUAGCUUGUCUCACACUAUCGAUGGCAUAUUUGGUAGUCAUUGUUCAACCUUCGUACCGUUUGUAUGCGCUACUCUUCGUUGGCGUCCUCGAACAUAGCCGGUGUAAAGCAUUCCACUUUGUAUGAAUUCAACUUCAAUACUCAGUGGAGUAUUUCGAAAACACAAUAAUAAAAUUUCGAUAAGUUUAUGGACACUAAACACAUGCAAAUACAGUUUCCUGGAUCGGCUCACUCCUGGCGAUGAGUAAGAGAAUCAGAGAGUGCGAUGGAAUAUGCGUAUAAUAACUGCAAUGAGUUUUACUCAUCUGAAGAAUGAUGAUAAUAAGUUGUGUUAGAUUAAGUGUCAACAAAUCAAGUUCAAAUACAUCGCGAUUGUCGCAUUGAUACGCUCCAUAGGAUCCUGUCCGUUGAUGUUGGUUCGAGUAGUGAGUUACAGUGUUACAGAUAAGCAAACGGAGUACCACAUAAAUGAUAUGUUCAAAUGGUAGAAUGAAAAAGUUACCAGAAAGUAGUACAUGUGAUCGAAGAUGAAUAAUUAUUUGUAAUGAAUUAAUGUGUGAUUAGGACUUUAAUAUUAUAAAAAAACAUCUACAAUACGAUUCUCUGUACAAUUGGUUGUUCUGCUUCGAUUUUGAUGCAAUCGAGUUCUACAACACAAAAAAUCAGUUCCAAUCAGAUACAAAGCUGUUUGUGCAAGAUUCCCGAUAAACUCAAAAUACGGUGAAAAAUGUCAGUGCAUUUAAAAAAGAAAAGAACAGAAGCUGAAAAAGAUACAAACUUCAAAUAUGUUGAACAUUGAUACCGAAAAAAUGGAAUCACAGCUAAAUGAAACCACUACGGUGAGGGCGUUUGCUGAUCGCGUUACAGUCAUUAACGAUGAUCUUUUCAUAUGGGCUAUCAUUGAUGGUAUACUGAUGGUUUGCAUCCUGAGCGGAAAUAUUCUAACGAUUCUGGCCGUUCGUUUCCAUCGCCGGUUGCGGCAACUACUCUCGAACCUGUUCGUUCUGUCACUGGCACUUUCGGACAUAUUUGUAGGUCUCACGUUGCCUUACCAUCUAGCUUUUUAUAUGGGAAAUGAACUCGGUCAUCACAAGCAUUUCUGUCUACUUCGUUUCUUCGUUCUGAUUAUUGCAUGUGGAGUAUCUAUUUGGAAUUUGAUUGCAAUUGCUGUGGACAGAUACAUUGCUAUUUGCUAUCCGUUACACUAUACUCGAAUGAUGACAAAAAAGGUGGCCCUGGCAAUACUAGCAUUCGGCUGGUUUCUAGCGGUUUUCGUGGCAAGUAUUCCAUUGAUUUGGAACAAAUGGGAAACCGCCAUGGAAUGCGAGUUCGAUGAGCUUCUGUAUCCAUGGUACGUAGCAGGUGUAAUAACACCACUUUUCUCGUUGGUGUGGAUUUGUUUGCUUAUCGUUUACUGGCGAAUAUGGCGCGAAGCAGCUAAACACUCAAAACAACUUAGAGCACACAAUUCUCAAGAGUCGUCCUCCGAUUGGAAGUCGGUGCAGGUCGUUCUUCUAAUAAUAGGUUGUUUCACGUUAUGUUGGCUUCCAUACUUUGUAGUCAUAUUGACUCAAAUAUUCAAUUUUCUGGAUCAGAACUCACCAGUAUUGUACAAAGCUGUAUUCUCUCUGGCCAUGGCCAAUUCAAUGAUGAAUCCGUUGAUUUACGCAUGGAAAAACACAAAUUUUCGUCAUGCAUUUUCGAAACUUUUGACAUGCAGAAAACUUGAUCAAUUAGACGGCCCACACACUGGAGACAGUCCCAGAGGAAAACCAUCGAAAAGAAAAAAUUCACGACUAAAAACAGAUGAUUCGCGUUGUCGUGGCACAAAUACAUCUACAUCGAGGAUGAGCCAAGCAAGUACAGAGUCAUAUACACACGGCAACGAACAUGACAUAACGUACAUCUCUACCGUUCAUGACGAGUCGAAUCAAAACCAUACCAUUCAGUUGUCACUUGGAAGCACAAAUGACAAAACUAAUACCUCUGUGGUAGGACCACCCAGCAUCACGACGCAUAUCAUCAAAGGAAAUGUGAUAAUCAACAAUUAUAACCUUUAUGAAAGUUUCCUUAAAGUUAAAAAUGAAAACCAAACGGAUAAUUCUGGUUCCAAUAAUAAUUCGUUUAGAGAUACGACCACACACAAAAAGACUGAUGGAGUCAAUCAUAACAUGAAGUAUCAGAACAAUAAUUAUGCUGCGGAUUUGGGUAAUAAUAAUCCUUGCUAUCAAGAUGAUAUGACAAAAUUAUAAGUUAGUGGAUAUUUUUGCGGUAGAUACGGUAAAUACUUCUGUAAAUAUGAUAAUAAAUCACCAUAGAUAUAAUAUGCACCCAACAAAAAUUAUUUGAUUCAGCAGGUAACUAUGAUUUCACCUAAAACACCCUCUGAGAACUUGAGUGAAUCGAAAAAAUUAUUUUUUCACCGUUUUUGUUAACCAAUAAUUUUUUCACCGGUUUUGUUGACCACUAAAAUCAACGUACUAGGAUUACAUGAUAUCACAGGUACUGUCCAAAAACC
Molecule: messenger RNA, 2637 nt
Organism: Malaya genurostris
Lineage: Eukaryota; Metazoa; Arthropoda; Insecta; Diptera; Culicidae
Gene: mAChR-C
Product: histamine H2 receptor
Exons: 3
Coding region: 905-2371 (488 amino acids)
Biological process (GO): G protein-coupled receptor signaling pathway
Cellular component (GO): membrane
Molecular function (GO): G protein-coupled receptor activity
Source: RefSeq, a predicted model, not a curated record